Molecule: messenger RNA, 3075 nt
Organism: Chrysochloris asiatica (Cape golden mole)
Lineage: Eukaryota; Metazoa; Chordata; Mammalia; Afrosoricida; Chrysochloridae
Gene: TMPRSS15
Product: transmembrane protease, serine 15
Exons: 25
Coding region: 1-3075 (1024 amino acids)
Biological process (GO): proteolysis
Cellular component (GO): membrane
Molecular function (GO): serine-type endopeptidase activity; protein binding
Source: RefSeq, a predicted model, not a curated record
AUGGGUUUGAAAAGUGUGUCUUCAAAGUGCCAUUCGCUCAGCUUCUAUGAAGUCAUUUUUGCAUCUCUCUUUACCAUAUUGGUGGUGCUGUGUGCUGGAUUAAUUGUGGUGUCCUGGCUGGCGAUCGAGGGAUCUGAAAGAGAUGCAGUAUUUGGAAAUAGUCAUGAAGCUAGAGGAACAUUUAAAAUAAUAUCUGGAGCUACAUAUAAUCCUAAUUUGCAAGACAAACUCUCAGUGGAUUUCAAAGUUCUUGCAUAUGACCUUCAGCAAAUGGUAGAUGAAAUCUUUCAGUCAAGUAAUCUGAAGAAUGAAUACAGAAACUCUAGAAUUUUAAGAUUUGAAAAUGGCAGUGUUAUAGUCAUAUUUGACCUAUUAUUUGCUCAAUGGGUGUCAUAUGAAAAUGUUAAAGAAGAACUCAUACAAGGCAUUGAAGCAAAUAAAUCCAGCCAACCGGUCACUUUCCAUAUUGAUUUGAACAGCAUCAAUAUCACAGAAAAGCUAACAGCCAGUAGUCUUCUGACAACACCAGAAAAUAUCUCAAUAGACUGCCUUCCCAAUUCAAGGCCUUGUGCCAAUGCUCAAAACUGCAUACCGAUUGCUUUAUUUUGUGAUGGAGAAUUAAAUUGCCCAGAUGGCUCAGAUGAAGACAAUAAAACUUGUGCCACGCCUUGUGAUGGAAGAUUUUUGUUAACUGGCUCUUCUGGGUCCUUCCAGGCUGCCCAUUACCCAAAGCUUUCUAAAGACAGUGUUGUUUGCAAGUGGAUAAUACGUGUAAACCUGGGACUUUCCAUUAAACUGAGCUUUGGUUCUUUUAAUACAUAUUACACAGAUGUAUUAAAUAUUUAUGAAGGAAUAGGACCAAACAAGAUUUUAAGAGCUUCUCUCUGCGAAACCAAUCCUGGAACUAUUAGGAUUUUUUCCAACAUUGUUACUGUCACUUUUGUUAUAGAAUCACAAGAAAGUGAAUACAUUGGUUUUAAUGCAACAUACACUGCAUUUAACAGCAGAGAGAUUAAUAAUUAUGAGAAAAUUAAUUGCAAUUUUGAGGAUGGUUUUUGUUUCUGGAUUCAGGAUCUAAAUGAUGAUAAUGAAUGGGAAAGGAUUCGAGGGAACACCUUUCCUCCUUUUACUGGACCAAAUUUUGACCACACUUUGGGAAAUAUUUCAGUUAUCAGGAGUGAACAGUUCCUGGAGAAGAAGAGCAUGCUUGAUAGAAUGUCAGUCAAAAGUGUAAAACCCUCAAAAAACUGGAUUGACACAGUGGUUACAACAACCGGCUCAAGCAAGGCACGAUUGUAUUAUAUGUAUGGUGAAAAUGUCUAUAAAUUAAGUAUUAAUAUCAGCACUGACCAAAACGAGAAGACAGUUUUCCAAAAAGAAGGAAAUUAUGGAGAAAAUUGGAAUUAUGGACAAGUUACAUUAAAUGAAACAGUGGAAUUUAAGGUUGCUUUUGAUGCUUAUAAAAGCAAAUUCCUGAGUGAUAUCGCAUUGGAUGACAUUAGUCUAACAUAUGGUAUUUGCAAUGUGAGUCUUUACCCAGAACCAACUUUAGUCCCAACUGCUCCACCAGAACGUCCCACGGACUGUGGAGGACCUUUUGAACUGUGGGAGCCAAAUACAACACUAAGUUCUAUGAAUUUUCCAAGUAACUACCCAAAUCAAGCUUUCUGCAUUUGGAAUUUGAAUGCACAAAUUGGAAAGAAUAUACAACUUCAUUUUCAAGAAUUUGACUUAGAAAAUAUUGAAGAUGUGGUUGAAAUCAGAGAUGGUAGAGAAAAUGAUUCUUUGCUCUUAGCUGUAUAUACAGGACCUGGUCCAGUAAAGGAUGUGUAUUCUACUACCAACAGAAUGACUGUAUUUUUCAUCACUGAUAAGCAGGUGACUAGAGGGGGCUUUAAAGCAAACUUCACUACUGGCUAUCAUUUGGGGAUUCCAGAUCCUUGCAAGGAAGACAAUUUUCAAUGUGAAACUGGAGAGUGUAUUCCACUGUUGAAUCUCUGUGACAGUCAUCCACACUGUAAGGAUGGCUCAGAUGAAGCACACUGUGUGCGUCUUUUCAAUGGCACAGCAAACAAUAAAGGUUUGGUACAGUUCAGAAUUCAGAAUGUGUGGUAUAAAGCUUGUGCUGAGAACUGGACCACCCAAAUUUCAAAUGAUGUUUGUCAACUUCUGGGGCUAGGGAGUGAGAACUCCUCCAUGUCAAUCGUAUCUACUACAGGUGGACCAUUUGUAACACUGAACAGAGCACCUAAUGGAAGCUUAAUACUAACACCUAGUAUAUAUUGUUCACAGGAUUCAUUGAUUCAAUUGCAGUGUAACCAUAAAACCUGUGGAAUAAAACUGGUGCCUUACGAAGUCAGCCCAAAGAUUGUUGGAGGAAAUAAUGCCAAAGAAGGGGCCUGGCCCUGGAUCAUCGCUCUGUAUUAUAAUGGCCGAUUGACGUGUGGUGCUACUCUUGUCAGCAACAACUGGCUGGUUUCUGCUGCACACUGCGUAUAUGGGAGAAAUUUAGAGCCCUCUAAGUGGAAGGCAGUACUAGGCCUGCACAUGACAUCAAACCUGACUUCUCCUCAUAUAGUAACUCGGCUGAUAGAUCAAAUUGUCAUAAAUCCACACUACAAUAAAAGAAGAAAAGACAAUGACAUUGUCAUGAUGCACCUCGAAUUUAAAGUGAAUUACACAGAUUAUAUUCAACCUAUAUGUUUACCUGAAAAAAACCAAGUUUUUCCUCCAGGAAGGAAAUGUUAUAUUGCUGGCUGGGGGAGACUUGUACAUCAAGGUCCUACUGCAAAUAUAUUGCAAGAAGCUGAGGUUCCUCUUAUAUCAAAUGACAGAUGCCAACAACAAAUGGUAGAAUAUAACAUUACAGGAAAUAUGGUAUGUGCAGGUUAUGAAGAAGGUGGAAUUGAUUCUUGUCAGGGCGAUUCAGGAGGACCAUUAAUGUGCCAAGAAAACAACAGGUGGUUCCUUGCUGGAGUGACAUCAUUUGGAUAUGAGUGUGCACGGCCUAAUCGUCCAGGGGUGUAUGCCCGGGUCUCAAAGUUCACAGAUUGGAUACAAAGUUUUCUACAUUAG